AUGGCUGAUUUAAGUUUAUUGAGAGAGAAGCAUAUCAAAUAUAUAGAAUCGUUAGAUAAAAAAAAAGAUGACUACGAGUAUUGGCUGUCUGAACAUUUAAGAUUGAAUGGUGUCUACUGGGGUCUAACUGCACUUUGUAUUAUGGAUGCUAAGGAUGCGUUUACAAAGGAUUCUGUAAUAGAAUUUGUUAUGAGUUGCUGGGAUUCUAAUAGGGGAGGAUUUGGUCCUUUCCCUCGUCAUGAUUCCCACUUAUUGACGACAUUAUCAGCAAUACAAAUUUUGGCUACAUAUGACAGUUUAAAUAUUUUGGAGGAAACCGAAAAACUUGAUAAAUGUACAGAGUUUAUCAUAGCAAAUCAAUUACAAGAUGGUAGUUUUCAAGGUGAUAGAUUUGGAGAGGUUGAUACGAGAUUCGUUUAUACAGCCCUGAAUGCAUUAUCAAUAUUGGGUAAACUAACCCCAGAAAUAGUAGACCCAGCUGUAGAUUUUAUCUUAAAAUGUUACAACUUUGAUGGUGGGUUUGGAUUAUGCCCUGGUGCAGAGAGUCAUGCUGCACAAGCAUUUACUUGUCUGGGUGCUUUGAAAAUUGCCAAUAAACUCGAUGCAUUAACUCCAAAACAGAUAGAGGAAACUGGAUGGUGGCUAUCAGAAAGGCAAAUCCCAGGCGGUGGUCUAAAUGGUAGACCUAGUAAAUUACCAGAUGUUUGCUACAGUUGGUGGGUACUGUCCUCAUUAGCUAUAAUUGGGAAACUAGACUGGAUUGAUUACGAAGGUUUACGAAAAUUUAUUUUAGAGGCCCAAGAUAAAAUAAAAGGUGGUAUAAGUGACCGACCAGAUAAUGAAGUGGAUGUUUAUCAUACUGUCUUCGGCCUCGCAGGGUUAAGUUUAAUGGGAUUUUAUAAUUUAGUACCCAUUGAUCCUACCUAUUGUAUGCCUCUUUCAAUUACCAAAAAGUUUAAGAAAUAUCCUUAUGAGUCCAAUAAUUAA
Molecule: messenger RNA, 987 nt
Organism: Maudiozyma saulgeensis
Lineage: Eukaryota; Fungi; Ascomycota; Saccharomycetes; Saccharomycetales; Saccharomycetaceae
Source: the annotation of a GenBank genome assembly